AAUCUGUCAGUUUGCAUUCUUGCUCUCUUUCGCCCCGUUAGUAGUCUGGUUAGUAGUAUAGCAUUCCAACAGUACCCUCCUCAUACCAUCCGCCCACAAUGACAACCGCCCUCCGCACGCCCACAAACCCCCUCCCUCCCAUCGGCAGCGGCUCCCACUUCCCACACCCACACACACCGCGUCUCGCAGCCGCCUCAUCCGCCCUCGCCCCCGAUGCCCUUGACAACUCCAACCACAGCACCCCACCAACAAACAACUCUACAAGAACAACAACGCUCUCAUCCAAACUAACAAAUGUGGAAGCGCAACGUAUUUUGAGCGUCGUGGUCGAAACGCAGCGUAAAGUGCAGUUGGUGGGGUUGUUGCCGGAUGCAAUGGAUAGACGGAUGGGGACGGUUUUUGUGGGGGAGAUUGUGGGGGGGUUGACUGAGCUGAGACAACUGGAAGCGGCGUACACGGCCAAACUCGUUGCGGCGCGCGCGGCGAUACAGAACGGGGCACAUGGGGCAAAGGAUCCGGACCUACACACCCUCCCCCACGCCAUCCGCUCCGUGACCCGCACCCUCGUCCGGCACUUCCUCCAACACCCGACGGCCUCCUCCAAACUGCGGUAUCUAAAAUCCACAAAAACAGCAGGCGUGUCGCAGUUCGAGUCGCUGCUGCAGGAGGUCCGCAAUCUGGUGUAUGAGCGGCUCGCGACGACGGUUGAGGAUGAGGCGGAGAAGAGGGAGAGGUUGAGUGGGAUUUUGGGGAAAGAGAUGCGGACAAGCAACGAGGUGAAACUCCUCCGCGAAGAGCUUGAUAAAGCCAAGAAGGAGCGCACGGCCGAGGUCAAUAAGCGGAACGAGGUCAUUCGGCGGCUCAAAGAGGAAUUACGGACAAUCAAAAAACAAGCAGAAGACACAACCAAACGGCUUGAAUCCCGCUCAAAGCAGAAAGAAGACGCCGACGUUCAGGCCUUCAAAGACAAACAAUCACAUCUGCAAACCGAAACCGCCGCCCUGCGCCAACACCUGGCAACUCUCACACAGCAACACAACGAAGAAGAAGCCAACCUACGCAAACGCAAGUUCAAAGUCGAGAGCGAGGUGGAGAACUGGAUCCAUAAAUAUGACCAGGAUAUGGAUGAGAAGCAGACUGAGUUGGAGGAUAUCACGGCAAUCUACCUCGAAGAAAAGGCCCAACUAGAUGAACUCUCCGCCCGGCACGCCGACAUGAAAAAGGAGUAUGAAACUAUUAUGGAAGAGCGGAAGGUCGAGGAUGAAAAACGCAAAGAACGCGAAGCCCUCCUUCGCCGCAACGUAAUGGCCGCGACGCGCAUUCAGGCGCUCUUUAAGGGAUGGAAGGUUAGGAGGGAAUUGGCUAAACAGCGGUCCGGGUCGGCUAAAAAAGGUAAAGGUGGUAAAGGCAAGGCGGGCGCUAAGUCAGCGAAAGGUGGGGCAAAGAGCCCUAAGAAGAAAUAGGGCCAAAAAAUUGAGGGAUUUGUGAAUUGGGGGAUGUUAUGGACAAUACGAUUGGAUUAA
Fimicolochytrium jonesii is the source of this 1523-nucleotide messenger RNA. RefSeq lists its product as uncharacterized. The record is from RefSeq and is a predicted model, not a curated record. NCBI's taxonomy places the organism in Eukaryota, Fungi, Chytridiomycota, Chytridiomycetes, Spizellomycetales, Powellomycetaceae. The transcript has 9 exons. Gene Ontology annotation, molecular function: protein binding. Bases 99 to 1463 code for a protein of 454 amino acids.